AAUCGGUGUCCGACCAUCGGAGUAGAUUAAGUUGUUCACGCAUUUGCGAAAAAUAAUAAGCGAAAAGAAAAUCAAACAAAACAAACUCCUAGUGAUAAGCACACACACUUCACACCCCUGUGAUUAGAAUUCGAACCAUUUUGCUAAAACGACUCCUUGUGCGACUUUGCUAUCGUGAUUUUUAUAAUUUUCUGUGCACAAUUGAACGUUUCUUUUGAAACUUUAUGCAUUGAUUUUUUUGGCGCAAAUACAGGAGAACUAUUUAUAUCGAUUUCUUGCUGUUAUUGCUCUCAAAGCACCAUUUCGAACGACUCUUUUGCGUUAGCCUUUUGUGUGUGGGGGUGGUGAAAAAUUUUUCACAUAAACAUCGAUUUUAUAUCACAUUUUCUGUGCCAAUACAAUUCAGGAAGAAGCAGUGAAAAUACACAAGAGAGAAAGUGCAAAAAUACAGCUGCUCGGCUGAAGGAUUAUUUCUGUGUAUUUUCUGUGUUGGAUAAAUCGAUUGUUGCGCGAGAAAUCGACGGAUUGAGCAGUCGCACUGAGACUGACUCAAUUCAACGGCGACGGAGUGUUGUGACUCAACAUCUCUGUCAAUUAUCCUCUGGUUGGACACGAAGAGCUCGUGGAGAUUUUCUGGGGAGGUGCGAUUCUCUCGCUCUCUCUCUCUCUGGGUGCACAAUGGCAGACAUCAAGCAGAAAAUCUCCAGCAAAUCCAAUGAAUCCAGCAGCGUUGGAAUUUCUGGUUCAGCAGCCAACGAGCGACUAAAGUGCGCGGAUGAACAGUGCGAAAAAGUGAGUGAAGAGUGCCAAGUGGCCAAGAAGCCACCGGUUCCGAUCAAGCGCAAGAAGAAUGUGCCAGUGACUGAGAAGAGUGCCACAGACAUUGACGCUGGUUGUCCUCAUGCCAGAGUCACAAUGAACAAGAGACUCAAAGUGGACGAUAAGGUGGUCACCGCCAAGCCUCCGCUGCCGCCCAAGCCGGACAAAGCGGCGUCGGCCAAGAUUGCACCAAAGACAGACAAGGUGAGGAGGAAGGCUGAAGAGAACAAGGCGACUCUGGUGCAGAAACUCAAUGCAUAUGCUGAGCAACUGCGACUGGAAGUGACUGAGCUGAAAUCCUCCCUGAUCAAUGAGAGAAAUGCCGUCCGGGCGUUGAGGGCACAAAUUGAGGCGAACACAAGGAAGGCCAAAGUGGAGACGAAAAAGCACCAAGAAGCUCUUUUGAGGAAAGUGUCAGUUCCAUCUCAAGCAACAGCCGGGAAGAAGAGCACUUCCACGCCGACGACUUCAGUUGGAACUGACUGCACAAUCCUGCUGGACACGGGAAAACUCAGUCAGGAAAUUUCCAUUUUGCGGGACGCUAACAAGUGUCUGGAAGAGAAAUUUCAGAUCACUUCUGAGGCCGAGAAAAGGAAAUCUGCCGAUAUGAGAGAACUCAAGGAUUCAUACGAGCUCCGAUUGACUCAAAUAACGAAAUCUGCCAAAACUGAAAUACAUCGCUUGUUGGAGGAGAUAAAGUCCAAAGAUCGAAUGGUGCGUCAACUGAAGAAGGAGCUAAUGAGAAAAGACGUUAAAAGACUGGAGUCGAAUGUAAAAUAUUCGAAAAGUAACCAAGAUAUGCGAAAACUGAAGGAACCUGAGCGAAGCAGUAGCAAUACAAAUUCUACUAAAAUGACGACGUGUGGUGGAAAUGAAUUCGUUUCAAUGCCACACGAAAUGCCUACACGAAUUUUGGAAGCUCACAAUGAACUUCACAUGUAUAGGAAUAAGGACCCCGCGGGAUCAGACAAUGAUUCAGCACUCUCCUCGGCGCCACCGUCUCUAAGUCCACAGCCCAACUCACCUCCGGAUGUGUGGCAAACGUACAAUACAAAGGAAGUCGUGUGCCAUGGCAGUUUGCAGAAGGAAAUUGACUACCUACAGCGAGAGAAUGAUGCCCUGAAUGUACAACUGUGUGCGGCACGUGAGAAGAUUCGGGAGCUGGAGAAGGCGCUUUUGGUGACGCAAAGUGGCGAUCGUACACAGCACCUGAUCGAGAAGAUAAGGCUUCUGGAGCAGAAGGAGUCAGAACUGAGCAAAGAGACGUACGAGCUAAAAGAGCAAAAUGAACUGCUGGAGUUUAGGAUUGUUGAAUUGGAGGAAAGUCACGACAAGUGGUCACUCAGAAGCAAUUCAACUCCAGACACGCGGGAUGUGUGGACGGAUACGGAGAAGGAGCACGACGAUCUUCUCAUGAUGUCUGAACGAUCGGAUUCCGGGGUCACAUCGCCGCACAGUCAUCAUCAGCUCGACGAUCGAACCAGUUUACCAUCACCAUGUGAUUUAUCUAUGAUCGACAGCAUUCCCAAUGAUGAUGUCAGAAAGCGGAUUAUCGCCAUGACAAAGAGGUCCUGCUAUGAUGACGACGACAAGCUCUGCUUGCUGCAGAUACUCUCCCUCCUCAACAAUUUGGAGGCCUUGUCGCAGGAUCAGGAGAUCACCGGGGAAUUUCUCAGCCUGGAAAUCAAUCAAUCCCGGCGAAGUGGAUCAUCAGAAAAUUACAGUACCUUGUCCGAAGAAACGCCCAACCGAUUGAAGAAUCAAGCACGCAUUGUCGCCACUGUGCAGCCCUACAGCAGCGGCUUGGAUUGCGAGGAGCCCAUCAAGCCCCGCUACACACCCACACCAAAUACCCAAGAGGCCAGCCUCAAGCGGAAGCAUUUGUCCACCAGCAAUCUCCAGGAGAGUGGAGUGUUUGACACUGACGCUGUGGUCACCCAAGCCACUCAGACCUGCCCUGAAGAUUUCCCCCUGUUCGAGCCCAGAAGUGGCGACUUGACGGCUGAGAUUCAGAAGCUAAACAAAUUCAGGGAGCGCAUAGAGGAGUGCGUGACAGCGAAGAAGGCCAGUGUCGUGAACCUCCUGUCGCCGGAACAGAGACGCCUGCAGUACUACAAGGAUCGUCUGGAGCUGCUGGAGAACAAGAUUCUGGUGUACGAGAGUAGCGGAGAUCUCCAGGUGAGGCGUUUGGCUGAGAGACUCCAGCGUGAGAUUCACUUGGAAUCCCUGGUGAAGCAGCUCUCGGGAAAGCUCGAGGAGCUUGAGAAGGAGAACAGGAUUCUCGACGAAGAGCGGUGUGAAUUUGAAGAGGCGGAAAACGACACUCGACUCCGACUGCAGAGGCUUGAAGUGGACUUUGAGAUCCUGAAUCAGCGGAAUAUUGAGCUGGAAAUGUCACGUGAAGCGCUCCAGUCAAAGCUGAAAGACACAAAGAGGCAGGUGGUGUCCAUGGAGGAGCAAAUAGAGGAGUAUCAGAUGAGGCUGGAUGACGUUGAGACCAGCAAAAAUGAUCUCAGUUGCACAAUGGACAAGAUUAAGAACGCCAUGCCGGUUCUGCUGCUCUAUCAUGAGUAUCAGUUGAGGCAAGGACUGCCCAGCGGUGAGAUUCCCACCCCAAAGAUUUCCAGUGAUGGCAUUUCAGUCAGCAGUGCAUCCACAGAGAGCACUACUGAGAAGGAACUUCGUCAGAAAGUUUGUGAACUGACGAAUAGGGUGAAGGAUUUGGAGAAGGGCAUCGAUGAACUGAAACUGGCCUACAAUGAGACCCUGGAGAAUGCGGACAACUUGUGGGCGCAGAUGGAGAAGGACUACAAGGAUCGACUGCAGCAAAUGGAGCACAAUGAGCAGAACAUGAAGGUGAAGAUUGGUCAGCUGGAGGAGCGCAUAAUCAAGGACUCUCAGUAUGCUCAAGAGAGGAUGGGUCAGAUGGAGGACAGCGAGUACAAUCUCAAAAGCCAAAUUUGCAAGCUCAACCGCGAGAACAAGGAGCUGCUGAAGAAGUACACGAGUCUCGUGGAGGAGUACAACAGCCUGAAGGAGGACUGCCAGAGUCUCAGGACCUAUCUUGAGGGCCCAGCGGCGACGGUGCUGGAGAAAGAGCGCAGCAAAGUGAAGACACUCGAGGAUGAUCUCAAUCAAUCUCAGCAGGUUCUCAAGUCCCUCGAGGAGAUGCACAAGACCAACUCGUCCAGUUUGAAGGCCGAAAUGGCGAAGGCGAACAAGGAGUUGGAGCACGUGAAGGUGACCAAUCAUGAGCUGCACGAGGAGGUGUCGACACUGGAGACGAGGCUGAGGGAGAUGCGAAAGGUGAAGUCCUCGGACGAUGAUACGAUUAAGAGUCUGUCGCAGGAACUGCGCGCGAAGCAAAUCCAAGUGAGCAAUUUGCAGCAGGUCAUCAAGCACGGCAGUCCACCCACCUUGGCUCAGGAGUUGAGCACGAGCAAGAGGAUAUGCCUCGGUGAUCCGAAACCUCUGAAGAAGGCGACUUUCGAGCUGCAAAACUCUAUUAAGAAUUUCGAGGGCUGCAAGAAUUGUAUGGGUGCCAAUCCUCAAGUUGUUGACGUGUGCAAAGGUGUGAAGCGCUUGGCGGACUCAUUGCUGGACGAUGCCGAACGAGGAAAGUCCCCGUCAAAGACUGAAGAUUGAUCUUCUCUUCAGCAGUUUUACGGUCGAUUCGUGACAACGGUGUAGAAAAUGAGGGAAAAUUCCGAAACAUCUUAGGAGAAUAUCAAGAAUCAAAACGCUGCGCUGGGAAAGAGAAGGAAAAU
Messenger RNA from Phlebotomus argentipes, 4586 nucleotides. RefSeq names its product GRIP and coiled-coil domain-containing protein 2 (gene Pif1A). Bases 679 to 4464 code for a protein of 1261 amino acids. The record is from RefSeq and is a predicted model, not a curated record. The transcript has 15 exons. Gene Ontology annotation, molecular function: kinase binding; microtubule binding. Lineage: Eukaryota; Metazoa; Arthropoda; Insecta; Diptera; Psychodidae.